CAGUCGCGCAUCACCAACUUCACUGCUGUAACAGAAAGGAUAUUUGAAGCCAAUGUGCUGUCCAGUCCAUUCUCAAUCAGUCGGUGGGGGCACGUCUGAUUAGAAAUCUACUUUUUAGGGACUGCAUUUGGAAAUUAAAGGUUUACUAUGCAAUUGACCAAAUAGGGGACGUGUAGCUUACUCUUCCCUAUGACCAAUUAUUUAUCUGGACGCGUCCACGAGUUUCCAUAACUACUUCGGACAAGUAGGCGCUCUUUCUUCAUUAUUGUGCAAGAGUCUUUAAACGUGUAUUUUCACUAUUUAUAGAAGGUUUUGCUGGUUUUCUACUAAAAGUCGCUGGCUUUUUCGCAAGGAAAACACUGGAUACACAAGUCGCUACACACCGGGAAUGGAACAAAGGCAUCUGUACCAACAACAGUAGAGACACCAGUGUUGCCGCCUCUCUUCAAAGCAAAAUAACCUAUUCAAUUUGUCAAGGACUUUAAUACACAUUUUGCUUUGGAUAUGUGAACAGACAUCCCGCACAACAAACGACGAAAGCUAAUUUGAACUCGUAUGUUAUGGUUACAUAAUUUGCACAUGCAACUGUAAAUACGUUAGACUCCCUUUAACCACUUUCUUCUAGAAGGAAGAAAAACAUUUUGUCUGAAGCGAUCAAAAUUAUUUGGUUUCCUCUACACAGCAAGGGUUUUGCUACGUUUACUGCACAUUUUGAGUUUCUUGACAAGCAAAGCACUACACCAAAAGCUGGAGUUACCAUACCAUUGUUCUGUUCUGGAGAGCUGACCCCUUUGUCUUCCACUGCCAAGAUGAGUGUGAACAUCUCUCCCGCCCCUGCGCCUACUCGUCCCCUGCGGCUGAAGCGGCUGGAGCUGGAUGACCCCCAGGACUACACUGAGGCCCUAAAAUGCAAGCGUCCUCGACUGAGCCUGCCACCCUCAUCCCCCGGCCUGGCCCCAUGCCUGAGGCCCCUGAGACACAGUCCAGGUCCUGUGGGCGCUGACCACCACUGUGUGUCCUGUAUCGGGCCCUACGUCCUCCUUGAACCCACAGAGGGAACAGAGACUUACAGGGCCGUCCAUAGGGUCACAGAGCAGGAGUACACCUGCAAGGUGUUUUCUAUGAGGCGGUACCAGGAGCUCAUCGCCCCCUACGCCCGCCUACUGCCCCACGACAACAUCUGCCGCAUCGCAGAGGUGGUGAUGGGCGAGCACAGCGUCUACGUCUUCUUUCAGCAUAACUACGGUGACAUGCACUCUUACGUGCGCGCGUGCAAGCGGCUCCAGGAGGAGGAGGCGGUCCGUCUCUUCGGCCAGAUGGCAGCGGCGGUGGCCCACUGUCACGAGCACGGCGUUGUCCUGCGUGACCUCAAGCUGCGCAAGUUUGUCUUCGUGGACCAGCAGAGGACCAAGCUUGUUCUUCAGAACCUGGAAGACUCAUGUCUGCUCCAUGGGGAGGAUGACUCUCUGACGGACAAGCACGGCUGCCCGGCCUACGUGGGCCCCGAGAUCCUCAACUCGCGCCACUCCUACUCAGGGAAGGCUGCCGACGUGUGGAGCCUGGGUGUGGUGCUGUACACCAUGGUGGUGGGACGUUACCCUUUCCAAGACGUGGAGCCUGCUGCGCUCUUCAGUAAGAUCCGCCGGGGGGCAUUCACAGUGCCAGAGUCACUCUCAGUGCAGGCCAAGUCGCUGGUGUGCUGCAUGCUGCGAAAAGCUCCCUCAGAGAGACUGGAGGCCUCGGAGCUGUUGUUCCACCCGUGGCUGAACUGUUCCAACAACACAACACCUCCCAACACGCACCUCAACCCCAGGAACUGCACUGACCAAGUGGUCCCCAGCUACACCGACGACACGUGUUUCUAGAAUAAAAAUGUUAAAUAUCCUCUGUCCUUCAUCGUCCACUUUGUCCUACUGAUGCAAGUACAGCGGCAUAAUCUCCAUAUAGGAAAUACUGGUAAUGCAGUUUUUUUCCCUACCUGAAAUUUUUGGUGACAUUUAAGAAACAUAUCAUAGUCAUAAGGCAUUGCAAAUGUCUAUAACUGCAGUGUUGUUAACCUGCUGUUAGACAUUAGCAUGUAUAUAUGUUGAAGUUGUGCUUUUGAAGAAGUUAUGAACAUGUUGUGCAUGGCCGUCAAUCUGAAGUGUUACCGAAUGUAUAACAUAGUUCUGUGUCAAAGCAUCUGUUGGCAUUGCAGACAACAAAGCAGUAACUACCGUAUACUGUAUCUCCUGGCCAUGUGUACACCUACCUCUGUCGAGGUAGUUGUACACUUGCUGGUCUAGGGUCCAAUGCAGUUAGUCCCACACUGCUGUGAAACAUCAAGAGGUGCUUUUCAAAAGCUACCCAACUAUUGUGCUUUAACCAAUGAAAAUGUUUUGUUGACUCAAUGGGAAGAACAGGUGAAAAGUCUUCAGAUAACAUGCCCAAUAGAAGCAGUCUGUCGAGCUGUAUUCCCCUUCACAAAAAGCAGUAAUUUUACUAUUUUUUUGUUGAGCAACUCCGUUGGGAACACUAAAUCAAAGAUCUAUAUCUGACCGGAUUGAUACCUGAUACCUCCGAACUUGACAAAAUCCUGGAAUACUUGAUGCACGUUUUGUGCCUUUUUAUGUAGGCCUACUGUUUAUAUAUUUCAGUGACCGAUGGAUCCUACCAACCAUUGAAGUGCCUUGUUUUCAUAACCACAGUUUAUGUUUAGUCCCCCUCCCUAUAUCCCUAUCAGAAGUUGAGUUUUGCUUUACCAAAGACUAAUGCUGCAUUCAUAACCAAGUGGGAAGGUGGUAUUUACCACAUACGACUGGGAAAGUCCACUUGAACGCCCCUCCAACUGGUAAUUACUAGUGGGAAACUCGUCUAUCAUCCCUGACUUCUCUUACAUGCUGAUCUGAGGUCACCUACUAAGGAAAUUUCAGCAGUUAAAUGCAACAAAACAUUUAUAAAAAGCAAUCUAUUAAUAUGGUUUUUGAACACAUUGUUCACAAGCAUGAUAGCUGUGCUUUUAGUUGUUGACAACUUGUUGGCCAUUACCCAACUCGGCAUUCUCAACAAGUUUAAAGCAUCAAUGCAUCCAACUGGUAUUUACGACUUGACAACUGGUCAACUGGUCCUUACCACCUUCCCACUUGGUUAUGAACGCAGCACUAGGCUACCCUCAAUCAUCACUUGUGGUGUGCUGAUAGUUUGUCAUCUGUGAUUCAGUGAUCGUUCGCCUCGGUCACAGGGUUUGUAUGUUUUCUGACAAACGUAUGAUGUCAGAGUUAGCAUGGUGUCCUAGAUCCCUAGACAAGUGUAGUCAUUACCUCAGGCGUGAGUUAAUGUCUGUAGAAGUAUAUAGUGCAGUGGGUUAGAUCCUGAAGAAUACAGUGCUGUAGUGUACUUUAAACAUCUUGAAAACCCAUGUAAUGGUGAAACUGUGUUAGUAUCUGUUGACCUGAAGAAACAAAGGCAUCACAUACAUUACACAGUACUGUGUGUUAGUUGUGAUGCCUGCAUGCAGUUCGCUGACCCUAAAUAGAUCUAAGAUCCUACACUAAGCCACAGCUCUUAUUGUGACUUUGUAAAUACUCUUUUUGUAAGAAAAGUACACACUUUUUCUGAUGUUUGUUUGGUGGAUGUACUUUUGUGAACAAGUAUUUGUUGCCAGUAAAAAUAAAUCCUUGAACUGA
This is a messenger RNA of Oncorhynchus tshawytscha (Chinook salmon), 3665 nucleotides long. RefSeq names its product tribbles homolog 2. Gene Ontology annotation, biological process: positive regulation of proteasomal ubiquitin-dependent protein catabolic process; regulation of MAP kinase activity; protein phosphorylation. Gene Ontology annotation, molecular function: protein kinase activity; ATP binding; mitogen-activated protein kinase kinase binding. Lineage: Eukaryota; Metazoa; Chordata; Actinopteri; Salmoniformes; Salmonidae. Bases 810 to 1865 code for a protein of 351 amino acids. The record is from RefSeq and is a predicted model, not a curated record. Gene Ontology annotation, cellular component: nucleus. The transcript has 4 exons.